Molecule: messenger RNA, 1952 nt
Organism: Meriones unguiculatus (Mongolian gerbil)
Lineage: Eukaryota; Metazoa; Chordata; Mammalia; Rodentia; Muridae
Gene: Kdf1
Product: keratinocyte differentiation factor 1
Exons: 4
Coding region: 333-1526 (397 amino acids)
Biological process (GO): keratinocyte development; regulation of epidermal cell division
Cellular component (GO): cell junction
Source: RefSeq, a predicted model, not a curated record
GUGCGCCGCGGCGCUUCGCGGAGCCGGAAAGUGUGUCCCCAGCGGCGACCCGUGGCGAGCUCCCGCGAGACGCUCACCUGCGACCCAGCCAUUCAUUGAGAAGUCCAGGAGAUUUUAAAGCCUAAGUUAGACCCUUCUCUUUGAGGCAAGAAGAGCUCAACGUUUGCAAGGGUUUACAGGAUGCUCCGUCAGACUUCAUCACAGGCUUCCCAGAAAUCUAAAGCUCUUCAGAUCAGCCCAGGAGCUUGUCGCUGACCUCUGCUGAGCUUGUCUGACCUCCUCCUGGCUUCUCCCCUGCAGGUGCUUGGCUACAGCAAGCCAUGCUCUGAGCCAUGCCCAGGCCGGGACAGCCCCGCCCAUCAUCUGGGCCUCCACGCUUGGGGCCUUGGGAGCGGCCAACAGAGCUAUGCCUGGAAACGAAUGAUGAGCGCUCCCAGCCCCCACCAGGCCGCCGCACCCGCAGGCCAGACCCCAAGGACCCUGGCCAUCACGGACCUGAGAGUAUCACCUUCAUUUCAGUUUCUGUGGAACCAGCCACCGAGCCCCCAACCUGCUGUCUCCUCUGGCGCCCCUGGGGGUGGGACUGGUGCAGGGCUGCCUUCUGCUUCCGACGCUGCAGGGAUUGCCUGCAGCGCUGUGGGGCUUGUGUGCGGGGCUGCAGCCCCUGCUUAUCUGCCGGGGACGCCACCGCAGGGUCUCCCGAAGCUGCCUGGGCCAAGGAGCACAAUGGUGUGCCGCCCAGCCCGGACCGUGCGCCCCCCAGCCGCCGGGAUGGCCAGCGGCUCAAGUCCAGCGUGGGCAGUAGCUUCAGCUACCCAGACGUUAAGCUCAAGGGCAUCCCGGUCUACCCCUACCGCCAUGCCACCUCCCCAGUCCCUGACGCGGACUCCUGCUGCAAGGAGCCCCUGGCAGAGCCUCCUCCCACACGGCACAGCCUGCCUAGCACCCUCACCAGCAGCCCCCGCGGCUCUGAGGAGUACUAUUCCUUCCAUGAAUCGGACCUGGACCUGCCCGAGAUGGGCAGUGGCUCCAUGUCGAGCCGGGAGAUUGACGUGCUUAUUUUCAAGAAGCUGACAGAGCUGUUCAGCGUCCACCAGAUUGACGAGCUGGCCAAGUGCACGUCGGACACCGUGUUCCUGGAGAAGACCAGCAAGAUCUCAGAUCUCAUCAGCAGCAUCACACAGGACUAUCACCUGGAUGAGCAAGACGCCGAGGGCCGCCUGGUGCGUGGCAUCAUCCGCAUCAGUACCCGCAAAAGCCGCUCCCGCCCACAGACCUCCGAGGGGCGCUCAGCCCGCUCUACCGCCCCUGCUGCUGCCCCCGACAGUGGCCAUGAGACCAUGGUGGGCUCUGGCCUCAGCCAGGACGAACUGACAGUGCAGAUCUCCCAGGAGACAACCGCAGACGCCAUGGCCAGGAAGCUGAGGCCAUAUGGAGCCCCAGGGUACCCAGCCAGCCAAGACUCCUCCUUCCAGGGCACGGACACAGACUCUUCAGGGGCACCCCUGCUGCAGGUGUACUGCUAGCCCCACCGGCCCAGCCGUCACAGCCCCUCUUGGAAGAAGCACAGCCAGAGGAGAGGAGCCAGGACCUGUGUGGGCCAGAUCCUGAGCCCAGACGCGGUGACCUCUCUGGCUUCUGCUUUUAUUGAAUGAUCUUAGACCAUGUACAUUCCACAGGGCCACGGUGCCCACGUCCUCUGCUUCUCCAGCUGCACUGCCUGCUGCCCAGGCCUGUCUGUUCCUGUGGCCUGAAAACAAAGCCUUGGGAAGUAGCUUCCCAGUUCCAUUCCCAUGUCACCCUAAGCAAUUACGGAAACUUAAGUAGGUUGGGUUGGGGAGAGCAUGGCCUCUAUUGAUUCCGUGGGCAGUGCCCACUUGUUAUAUUGCUGAGCAGUUUGUAUUGGUUCUUGGCUAUUCUAUGUUCUUAACAUGACCAUAGUUACAAGUACA